Colletes gigas is the source of this 2577-nucleotide messenger RNA. It is a transcript of the gene aop, whose product is annotated as ets DNA-binding protein pokkuri. Bases 866 to 2275 code for a protein of 469 amino acids. Gene Ontology annotation, cellular component: nucleus. The record is from RefSeq and is a predicted model, not a curated record. Lineage: Eukaryota; Metazoa; Arthropoda; Insecta; Hymenoptera; Colletidae. Gene Ontology annotation, biological process: cell differentiation; regulation of transcription by RNA polymerase II. Gene Ontology annotation, molecular function: sequence-specific DNA binding; DNA-binding transcription factor activity, RNA polymerase II-specific. The transcript is spliced from 5 exons.
GUUCGUGCGUUUCGGUAGUCCAUUUGUCUCCGUUCGUCGAACGCAUAAUACGGCGCGGCAGGCCGCGCAUGCGCGGUGACGCGAAUCUCCAGCGGCGCUGGCGAGAGGAGCGGAGUGUGUGACGGCAGGCUUUCAACGGUGAUCGCGACUCGCGGUUCAGUUGCUUACUAGCUUCGAGGUUGAAUGGGAUAGUUUCGUGGUGUACUCGUGGCUUUUAAAGAAACGCGAGGCUCAGCGAAUCCGUGUCCGUGGUGAAUGGAGAUCCGUUUCGCGUUCCGUAAUCCUCCACUAGUCCGUCUACCGUUCCCCUGCGAAUCUCUGUUAAAUUCGUCUCGACAAGACGCGAUUCCUCGAGCAGUGCCGCCGACAGUGAUACACUUUGCCGCGUAGAUAGUCACUGUGUGACAUACGCGUACAUGCACGGGGAUAUUUUGAUACGUCCGAUACGAGCUACCGUUCUAUGGAUACUACCGAAAACCGAUAUUACCGUAGAAACGUCUGAACUCCAUCAUCACGGAUUUACUUGUGUGCGACGAUAAAAUCGAAAAGCUCCAUUGUCGUCGGAGGAUACUCGAGUGGACAAGAUGUAUAGAAAUAAGUACAUAUAAGUAGGUGCCAAGAGAAGGAGAGAGAAAGAAGAAAGGCGGAAGAAACGAUACACGUGCGCGUGGUCGGUGUCUCGAAGAUACCUGUGGAUGCCAGGCUGGAGUCGCGACGUAUUAGGGCGCGGAUUUCUGCCCGAUGACCACCGAGGUGGUUCACUUCUACUUGCCAGCAGAUCCUCACCACUGAUAUUACGCCGCAUUAGACGAUUUAUCUGGCAAGCCGUGAUCGAGAAACGAGAGACUAGAACGUGGAGCAUAUUAUGAAAUUGUUGCCGACGAUCCAGCUGCCGCAAUUGCCACCGGUUUCGACCGGGGGUGGAAUGACGGGGAUGGACUCUCGGCUACCACCAGGUAUAUCUUUGCCUUUCAGCCCCACGGAGCUGCUCUGGCGAUACGGUCCAGCCAUGAAUUUUCCACCCACUCACCCACCGCCAACUCCUUUCCUCGACUUCAAGACUCAUCUGCCAGCGAGCCUAGCGUCCGACCCGCGAUUGUGGUCCCGCGAUGACGUGGCGACGUUUCUCCGGUGGGCUGAACGUGAAUUCGACCUGCCCCAAUUCGACAUGGACAUGUUCCAAAUGAACGGGAAGGCUCUGUGCCUGUUGACAAAAGCUGACCUGGGGGAAAGAUGCCCAGGCGCGGGCGACGUGUUGCACAACGUGCUUUCGAUGUUGGCCAGAGACUUUAAUCAGCUACAAAGGUGCCUUCCAAGUAGUCCGGUGACACCUACCAGGCCCUCCGCGUAUCCUCUCAGCCCUCAUUCCCAUCCCCCCACUCCGACCUGGACGGAGAACCCGUAUACCGCGAAUUUGGCCUCGUUAAUGUCCGCGAAUUCGGUGACAUUAUCUCCCGCGCCGUCGGUGGACAGCCAAGCUGGCUCCCCAGGACACACAGAGGGAACUCAAAGUCAGGUUUACAAGAGCGAUUCGGACGAGGAUAAUCAACAAGCGGCUACCGGAAGCCCGCCAGCCACGCCAACCGCUUUAGCAGCGCAAAGGCUAAGCGAAGUUUGCGUUAAGGAUCAACCGAGUCCCACGCUAGCACAGCCAAUGAUGCCUCUGACGCCCGGUGCCUUCAGGACGAAUCCUGCAAACGCUGCAAGGGAAUUUUUUCCCAACGAUUCGCCCGAACCAAACACAAAUGGUAGACUUUUGUGGGAUUUUCUUCAACAACUUUUAAACGACCCCUCGCAACGAUACACACAUUAUAUCGCGUGGAAAAGCCGGGAAACAGGUGUGUUUAAAAUUGUUGACCCUCCCGGGCUGGCGAGGCUUUGGGGCAUUCAAAAGAAUCAUCUUUCCAUGAAUUACGACAAAAUGAGUAGAGCCCUUCGAUACUACUACCGUGUAAAUAUUCUGCGAAAGGUCCAAGGAGAACGGCACUGUUACCAGUUUCUGCGAAACCCGACAGAGCUAAAGAACAUAAAGAACAUAUCUCUGCUGCGUCAGCAAAUGCGGAUAAAGUCAGAGCCGGAAGAAGAAGGAGGAAGUGGCGCCGAGCCGGAAAUCGAUAUGCCGACGGACCUCUCGAUGUCCAGCAUGAGUCAGCCAUCAAACGAGCAACAACAGCAACAGCAGCAACCUCUACCUCUUCACGAUCCGCCUACGAAGUAUAGAAGUCACGCGUACAAUCUCGUUAAAACCAACCAGGAGUCGGAGGAGAGGAAGUGACGCGAAACGUAGUGCUGAUUCGAUUGCACGUUUUGAAUGCUAGCAAGUGUCGACAGGCGUGUUACGCACUUUGAAAAUACGUUUCGAACAGAUCCGUUCCCGGGGAAGCGUAUUGGAAAAAGCUUCACAGGACGAAAAGUUUCUUUCGAACGUCCCUCGCUGCCAACAAAAAUUGUUUUCUAGGGACACUCGGUGUUGUUCGGGAGUCACGUGAUCACGACCGGACGGACACGAGAAGAGAUUGGUCCACGCGCUUGAAACCACUGGAUGAACGAUAUCUUUGGGGCGAUAAAAGAUUAAAA